This is a messenger RNA of Saccostrea cuccullata (small rock oyster), 876 nucleotides long. Its product is annotated as ras-related protein Rab-1A-like. The record is from RefSeq and is a predicted model, not a curated record. The coding region runs from base 111 to 719 and encodes 202 amino acids. Lineage: Eukaryota; Metazoa; Mollusca; Bivalvia; Ostreida; Ostreidae. Gene Ontology annotation, biological process: vesicle-mediated transport. The transcript has 7 exons. Gene Ontology annotation, molecular function: GTP binding; GTPase activity.
GUGAUAGAACAGCUCAAUACUUCCAGCGUGUUUUAGUCUUCUUGUAUGUACAUAGUAUAUAAACAAACCGUCGUGUGGCAUUUAACAACAUAAACUUUAAAACCGCCGAAAUGGACAGUGAUUAUGUUUUCAAAAUCUUGCUUAUUGGGGAUUCCGGUGUUGGGAAGUCUAGUUUAAUGCUGAAAUUCACGGAUGAAUCGUUUACAGAGACUUAUAUCAGCACAAUCGGUGUAGACUUUAAAAUCCGGACACUUGAAAUUGACGGGAAAACAGUGCGUUUACAGAUAUGGGAUACAGCGGGACAGGAACGUUUUAAGACCAUCACCACAGCUUACUACAGGAAUGCCGACGGGAUUUUAGUGGUUUAUGACAUCACGGACAAGGAAUCUUUUCAAAAUGUGUCUAAAUGGCUAGAAGAUGUAGAGAAUUAUUCCAACAAGAGAGUUUACAAGGUGCUGGUAGGGAACAAGGCCGACUUACAGCCCAAAAGAGUGGUCAAUUAUACAGAGGCAAAGAACUUUGCAGACCAGCAUAAUAUUCCUGUGAUAGAAACAAGUGCUAAAACAUCCAACAAUGUAGAACAACUGUUUGAAUCCAUGGCAUCUCACCUCAAAGAUCUGAGUGACAAUGGAAGAACUCCUAUACGAGACGAUACACCAACUAUUAACAUCAACAUUAACAGGAAGUCUGUCAAAAAAGAAAACUGCUUCUGUAGCUAAAUUUACACUGAAUCUGUAAUUGAUUUACAAAUGGAAUCGGUCAGACCAAGCACUUCUUCAAGAGAUGUUGGUAGAGUUGUCUCCCUUUUGGGGAAAAAUCACUCAGACUGUGAUAACUUUCCUCUGCAAGUCUCCUUCUUGGAAACAGUAAAACAAA